AUGUCUGCGGAGCACCACGAGCCGGCCUUGGACGGCCCGUCGUCGAGCUACCCUCCGCUCCCCACCACCGCUAGCGAAAGCUCUCCCGCCACCACCACCGCCACCACCACCACUACCACUACCCACACCAACACCACUAUCAACAACGACAACAACAACAACAACAACAACAACAACAGUAGUAGCAGUACCGACGAUGCGAACAUGGAGCUAAUGGCCUCUGCUGCCGCCGCCGCCCUGGCGCCCGAGCACCCGAGGCCGUCUGAGCCGGACCAUCCGCAAGAACCCGCGCCGCAGGCCGUGGUCGGGGAAAAACGCCGCCGAGACGAGGCCGAACCCGAGAAUAGCUACGACCACCAUCACCACGACCCUGCCCUCCUCAUGGCCGUUGCCGCCGACGCGCGGCGCGCCGAGGGAUCCGCGACCAGCAAGCAGAAGCGCCAUAGGCUAGACGAGGAGCAAGUACGGAAAAUCAAGUGCGAUGCCCUUCCCGAAGGUUGCUCGGCUUGCACUACGGCGCGCGUGGAAUGCUUUGUGACGGACCGCGUCUCGGGGAGGACGGAGCGGAGAGGCUACCUGCAAGAGGUGGAGCGCGAGCGCGAGCGCAUGGUCCAGUACAUACUCGACCUGGAGCGCAUCAUCACAGACGCCACCGACAUGGUGGUCCGGCCGUCCGCUUGGACUGCGGGGCUUCCUCCCGCCGGCGAGCUCCCCGUGACCCCGGGCUUCAGGCCGAGGCAGGGCGCGCUCGUGGACACAACCGAGGCCGCCGAGAACCUUGCGUAG
Molecule: messenger RNA, 786 nt
Organism: Parascedosporium putredinis
Lineage: Eukaryota; Fungi; Ascomycota; Sordariomycetes; Microascales; Microascaceae
Source: the annotation of a GenBank genome assembly